This is a messenger RNA of Yamadazyma tenuis ATCC 10573, 1038 nucleotides long. The record is from RefSeq and is a predicted model, not a curated record. NCBI's taxonomy places the organism in Eukaryota, Fungi, Ascomycota, Pichiomycetes, Serinales, Debaryomycetaceae.
GUAACCUUCAAAUAACGGUUGUGACAUUUGUUGAAAAGUCCUAGUGGGGAUAUAAAUAGCUAUAUAUGUCCCUUGAAGAACCACAUACUCAGACAUACAGUAUAUUUAUCUGAAAAUGCCUUCCCAAAUCGCUCAUAAGCACCACGACGAAAUCGACGACAAAGGAUUCACUCUUUUGAAAGGAUUCUUAACUCCAGAAGAAGUCGAAACCUACAAGGAAAGUGCCAGAAAAGUUGUUGAAUUGGCACGCAAAGGUGACUGGAGUGAAGUCAGAACCAGAGGUAAGCAGUUCCCACCUUGGCCCAAAAACUUCAGCCCCGAUAUAUGGGGAAUUAGUGGGUUAUUGAACCCUAAAUUAGGGGAUUUGUCACUUCCCUUUCAAGAAUGCUAUUCAAGCAGUAAGAUGUUGGACGUGGUAUGUGACAUCUUGCAGACCAACCAGGAAAGCUUGUCGAUGGAAUUGUUCAACAUGUUGAUCAACCCUUUAACUGAUUUCGGUUUGGACUGGCACCGAGACCAUAUCAAGCCUGAAGCCACUGAGGAAGAAGAAAGAGAAGAAUUGCAGGCCAAUCCUUUUGCAGGAGCCCAGUUCAACUUGGCCUUGACUGAUGACGAGUGUUUAAUUGUUGUUCCUGGGUCUCAUAAACGGGUAAGAACCAGUGAAGAGAGAGAAAAGACCAUCCCCAAAGACCGUCAACAACAUAUUUCGGGCCAAAUCACAGUCAAGUUGAGUCCCGGAGACAUGGUUUUCUACAAUAGUAACAUCUUGCACAGAGCUCAAUAUUCUGCUGCUAGCGAACGGUUGACUUUACAUGGAUCUUACGGUCAUAAAGAUUUUGGAAAGUUCAGAGCCAAAGGGGUGUUGCAACACGGGGUUGCUCUGUGGAUCCAUGAGUUCAAGCCCAUCAAUUCUAACUUGGAAAUGUUGUGGAAAAAGCUUGUGGCAUUGUCCGAAGAGUUCAAAGCAGAAGAAUUGGGCUAUUCUUUAGAAGGCUAAUAAGUGUAUAUGAAUGUAUGAGCAUUAAAUUUCGCAAUCGC